Messenger RNA from Phytophthora infestans T30-4, 1491 nucleotides. RefSeq lists its product as uncharacterized. The coding region runs from base 1 to 1491 and encodes 496 amino acids. The record is from RefSeq and is a predicted model, not a curated record. Gene Ontology annotation, cellular component: Golgi apparatus. NCBI's taxonomy places the organism in Eukaryota, Oomycota, Peronosporomycetes, Peronosporales, Peronosporaceae. The transcript has a single exon. Gene Ontology annotation, biological process: mannan biosynthetic process. Gene Ontology annotation, molecular function: alpha-1,2-mannosyltransferase activity.
AUGUCUUCACGGAGCAAGCGUAUGCUCAGUCGGGUAGCGCAGGUGUCCAUCGUGUUUUUGGUGCUUUACUGCUUUACAGCAGUCGUGAUCUGGAUAAAAUGGGCCGAGAUGAAAGAUCUAAAUUUCGAAGCUCGAGAUAUUACUACACUUGACGUCGAAGAUGAAAGUGGCGAAUACCCUGAUCAAGCAUGGAAAAAGAACGAGUUUCAGUGUCUCGGCUGGGUGGAGACCGAUGACGAUGGAGACGAGUCGGGGGCAAGAAGAGAGUGCUGGCAGCGGAUUCAAGCUGGAGAUGCAGGGUACUGCGAGGUGAUGAACACUAGCUCUGGUCAAGUGCUCCGCGUGAUGCAAACAACCAGUCUUUCUCUCAAAGACGACGCUCGAUUCACGUGUGAAUUGGCACAAUCGUUUUCCUCGUUUCGCUUCCGUGCCAUGGCAUAUCGUCACGAUCCACCGAUGACAUUAGACCCACUCAACUCACAAGGAAUUAUCAUGGCAGUUUACGAAAAUGUCCUUCCUAGUGCAUUCGCUAGUGUCCGUCGUCUACGGGAUGUCGGAUGUACACUUCCAAUAGAGCUCUGGUUUCGUCACAAUGAACUACUAACGGACAACCCCGUGCUGUUACUGCUGACUGAAAAGUACGGACCGAUACACCUACGUCAGGUAUUCGACGAGCGCAUCUUUGGCUUCAACGUAAAGGUGCAUGCUCUGUACUACUCACACUUCACCAGCGUCUUGCUGCUCGACGCGGACAAUUUCGCCGUAAAGAAUCCAACGCCUCUGUUCUCUUCUCGAGCGAUGAAGCAAUACGGUGCUGUUUUUUGGCCUGAUUUCUGGCACCCUGGGAACUCAAUCUUCAACCUUCAUGCUCAAAGUUUGGUGUGGGAGCUGCUAGGACUCGAAUACGUGGAUAUGCCCGAGCAGGAGAGCGGUCAGGUAUUGGUGGAUCGAGCGGUGAGCAAGCCAAUGCUUGAGCAACUGAUGUACUACGCGACGCACACGCCCAAUCUGUUUUCGAAAUUAAAGCUCGUGUGGGGCGACAAAGAUCUCUUCCGCUUGACAUGGCUGCAGAUGCGAAAGAAAUUUUACUACAACGACCGUCGCGUUCCUGGAACUCUUGGAAUCGUUAACCAUGACCGUCGACGCUACUGCGGAGUUACGAUGGUGCAGUACGAUUUAAAUGGCCAAGACAUGCUCUUCUGGCACCGAAACACUAUCAAACUGAGUGGGCGAGAUGAUCGACGGGUGUGGCACACGCUACAAGAGCUUCAUGCUGUAGACAGUAGCUGGCUCCCCAAGAUUCAGUCUUUCAACGGCAAAAAAGUGUUCAAUGAAACGUCAUGCUUUGGAGUGAAGCGAUUUGAGAUGAAUGGUUUUGUGCAAAUGAAGCGCGUUGAUGAGCUGGGAGAUAUUUUGGCCUCGCUGGAGAACACGUUGAUUAUAUAUGCACGACAGGCAUACGAGCUGCUUGACAACGACGACUUGGACUAG